Molecule: messenger RNA, 3936 nt
Organism: Bombyx mori (domestic silkworm)
Lineage: Eukaryota; Metazoa; Arthropoda; Insecta; Lepidoptera; Bombycidae
Gene: PolI
Product: DNA polymerase iota
Exons: 2
Coding region: 2007-3827 (606 amino acids)
Biological process (GO): translesion synthesis
Molecular function (GO): DNA-directed DNA polymerase activity; damaged DNA binding
Source: RefSeq, a predicted model, not a curated record
AAUGAAAAAUUUAAUGGUAGGUACGUAGAUUUCUGAUGGUUUUCAUGUUGAAUUUGGUGGGAAGCCAGAUUAAUUGUUGGCAUCACCGAAAAAGAGCUAUGAAUGGAUUAAAAGAAAAAUGGCGUCUAUUUACGUUUUAGUGCGAAGUUAAAAUGGCACUGAUACAGCUUGUGGCUUGUUUUUUUUCGAAAAUCGUGAAAGUUUCCGUGUAAUCAUGGUGAGCACUUUUAAUGUAAGUGGUUUUAAGCGAGAAUCCUCUCCAGUUUGUGGAAUAUCCUUCCAUAUGUCAGAUUCAUUGAUAAAUUUUUACUAGUGUGAGCAUAUAUUUUUAAACUGUGAGAUAUUUUUUCUCAUUAUAAUAUUUCAUACCAUUUGUCUUGUAAAUUGUACUUAAUCUAUGUCAUAUACUAAAUUUGAAAAAACAAUCGUGAAAACUAUAAUUUUGCAAUGUAUUUUUCAUAUUAUAAGAGCCAUCACGUGGUAUUUUUUGAACUUUUUUUAUUGUAUUGAAUAGCGUCGCACGCAAGCAUGUAUAUCAUUUGCCUGACGUUAAGCGAACGAGGAGGAUCUUCUAGUAAAUAUGACGUUGGAAUUUCUGGAAGAUGUCCUAUAUAAAGGUCCAACAAGAAGAAUCAAGUACUCAAACGCAAGAAAUAAAAAAUACCUCGAGAAAAGCAAAAUUACGACAAGAUGAUAAGGUAUUGAAACAAAAACUUAAAAGUCGCGAAAUAGUGAUUGUAAAUAUAAAGUCGAUUUUAGAUUUAUUAAAGAAAAAUGGCGAUUUUUAAUUGAAUUGAAAUUUAAAUUGCGACAUUUUAAUGAUACUCAUGGUCCACUUAGAUAUUGAUUAAAAUAAAUUAUGUAUUUCAUUGAAAAAAAUGAAUUCACUUAAAAUAGAGGAAAUGUUAUAUUAAAAGACUACAGAAAAUUAACUGAACUUAAUAAUAAUAAUAUAACCAAUAUUUUGUAAAUAGAGAUCAAGUACUAUGUGUAUUGUGUUAUGUGUAUUGACUUGUCAUUUAAGAGUUAUUUAAUUGUCUACAUAUAACAAAUAAAUGAAUUUCAGUUCAUUUCAAUUUAUUACCCAUUGUGUUUUAUUUCCUAAAAUGUAACUAGUAGACUUAAUAUACACGUGUCAUGAAAAUAGCACAGAAGUAAAAAUAGAAGCAAUUUUAAAUCAAUUUAAGAUGUGAAUGUAGGAAAAGACCACCCGAUACGCGCAGACCAUGUGUGUUGCAGUGUCUCACUCAGUGUGUCAAAUAUUAAUUUGCACGGCCCACUUAGCCAGUACAUUAAAGUAGGAAUUGCGUAAUUAAGUUCAACAUAAUAUUUAAGUCGCGGUUGAGUAUUCGGACGUUAAACAUGAGUUUGAGGAAGUUUAAGUAAUAGAACUGAGGUAAUGAUGUUUGUAAUAAAACUCAGUGCUAGAUUUUCGACAACGCAGCAAUUUCCAAAAAAAAUCGUCGAAAAAAAGUCACCAUGACGACGAAGCAAUGUUUAGAAUUGAAUUUACAUAAAUAAAACGUUGCAAGCACGUGUUUUGUAUUUACAUAGGGUUACACAGAAUUACUUAAGGUAAAUUCAAAACUGAUGCAUGUGUAUAAUUUUGUCCUAUAAAUAAAUUUUAUAUGGUCACCACAUUAGACAAGGACACCGCGACCAAAAAGUAUUCUCUUUCGAGACCGAUUUCUCGGCAUUAGACAGCACUCCAGUUGUAGGUACUUAUUAACUCCAUGGAAGUCACUAAGUGCCGGCUGACCAUAGUUUUAUUUAUGAUAAAAUUUUCUGAGAAGUUUAGUCGAUAACGAGACAAAUUAAAUGUAAACUUGACGUAUUAUUUCAUAUAAAUAUUUGCAUGUUGCAACACUAAGUCUGUUGAUGUGUCGCGAUUGCCCGAUUGUUAGUUUCACUAUUUUGUAAAUUUGAUGAAAGAAAACAAUUAUUAAAUAACAUAAAUAUACAAAUUAAAGAAAGCAAAACUUAUUACAGCUUUCAAUGAUACGAACAUGGACGACAGAAACAUGGAAUCGAGCUGUUCCACUUGUAACGAGAUUGAUGGUGAACAUUUCAAGAGCAUUAUACAUAUUGAUUUAGAUUGUUUCUACGCGCAAGUGGAAAUGGUGCGAAACCCCGAACUCCGUGAUGUACCGCUCGGUAUCCAACAGAAGAACAUUGUAGUGACGAGUAAUUACGAGGCAAGGAACUACGGAGUUAGUAAAUGUAUGCUCGUUACUGACGCACUUAAGGUUUGUCCAAAUUUGAAACUUGUAAAUGGUGAAGAUUUACAUAGUUACAGAACUGCAUCAGGCAAGGUGUUUUUAGUGUUGCAAGGUUGGCGGUGUCCCGUUGAAAAACUUGGAAUGGAUGAAAAUUUCAUUGAUGUGACAAGUCUUGUGGAGGAAAAAUUAAAAAAUGCAAACUUAAAUGAUCUCAUAGUUAUGGGCCAGCUAUAUAGUGAACCGAGUGCUGAAUGUCCAUGUGGUUGUCACAACAGACUAAAAAUAGCAUCACAAAUUGCAAAUGAAAUGAGGAAGAAAAUUUAUGAUGAGUUGGGUUACACAACUUGUGCCGGAAUAGCUCAUAACAAGUUGUUGGCUAAACUAAUUUGUCCCCUGCAUAAACCUAACAACCAGACCACAAUAUUUCCUCAACAUGGAGCCAAUUACAUGUCUACUCUGACCAGUGUCCGGUCCAUUCCAAGUAUUGGCUCCAAAACAAUGGAAGCAUUAAUUUCUCAGAAGAUAAUAUCGGUCAGUGACUUACAAGAAGCUCCUUUAGAGAUUCUGAAAAAACAUUUCAGCAGUGAUAUGGCUGUUAGAUUGAAAAGUUUAAGUUUAGGAGAGGAUAAUACUCCAGUAAAGCAAAGUGGAAAACCUCAGAGCAUAGGAUUGGAGGAUAGUUUCAAAACUGUAAGUGUAAAAAGUGAGGUGGAGGAUAAAUUCUCUGCUCUGCUACAGAGAUUAUUAGUACUUGUAAGAGAAGAUGGUCGCAUUCCAGUUUCGGUGAGGGUAACUUUACGUAAGAAGGAUGCUAAAAGAUUGAGCAGUCAUAGGGAAUCAAGACAAAGUCAGAUUUCUCCAUCUAUCUUCACACUAAGCAGUGGUGUGUUGACUGUAACAGAAGCUGGUCAACAAAAAUUGAUGGCCAUAAUAAUGAGAUUAUUCACUAAACUUGUUGAUUUAUCUAAACCAUUCCAUUUGACUUUGGUGGGACUAGCGUUUACCAAGUUCCAAGAACGAAUGACAGGCAGGAGUUCCAUUGUAAACUACUUAAUGAAUGACAUUUCUGUUCAGUCAGUUCUCAACUUACAAAAUGAUGGUGACGCUUCAAUUACUUCAAUGGACUAUUCUGCUGCAUCUCCAAGUAGCAGUACCACUACAGAUCUCUCUGAUGCAGAAAUUGAGCCAUCACCUAAAAAACCUAAGAAAGUUAAUUGGAUUGCAAAGAAGCGGUGCCUAGCCAAGGAAGAAGUUGCAUCACCAAGUAAACUGAAAGUUGGUGAACUUAGACUUAAUUCUAAAGAGCUAGAAAAAGUCUCAGAGUUGAGGUUAAAUUCAAGAGAUCGAUCUCUUACUCCUCGAGCAAGCCCCGCUAAAGACAACUUUUCUGAUGCUUCAGAUUCUAUGAAGGACCUAGAAGAUGGAGCUUGUAAUGAUUGUCCAAGUUAUGUUGAUAAAGAAGUGUUUAGUGCUCUCCCUGAUGACAUGCAACAGGAACUUAAAUCAAUGUGGAAGAACCCUACUAGUUCUGAGAAAACCAGAAGUAGUCCAAGAAAGAACAAAUCAAAACCCAACUCUAUAAUGAAAUAUUUUGUUCCACAAAAAUAGUAUUAAAAAUAUUUUAUCUUGUUAUUAACGUUAAGUGAAAAGUGAAUGGUUUCUAUUUUUUCAAAUCAUACAAUUUUAUUCAGCUGAAAAUACAUGUUUAUGUUAAAAA